Messenger RNA from Mytilus californianus (California mussel), 6881 nucleotides. RefSeq names its product SPRY domain-containing SOCS box protein 1-like. The record is from RefSeq and is a predicted model, not a curated record. Gene Ontology annotation, biological process: proteasome-mediated ubiquitin-dependent protein catabolic process; intracellular signal transduction. Bases 287 to 1126 code for a protein of 279 amino acids. Gene Ontology annotation, cellular component: SCF ubiquitin ligase complex. Gene Ontology annotation, molecular function: protein binding. The transcript is spliced from 3 exons. NCBI's taxonomy places the organism in Eukaryota, Metazoa, Mollusca, Bivalvia, Mytilida, Mytilidae.
CUGUGGCAGCCAUGUUGGAAAAAUGAGUUGUGUUGUGUCACAGACGAAAAAGAGAAAAUUGAGACAUAAUUAACAAAUAUUUUAGAUUGUAAUCUUCAGAUUUAUCAGUCUCACACAUAUUUAUGCUGAUUUUAUAUAUUAAUAUAGUUUUAAACGAUCAAUAUCAAAAUCUGUUCAAGAAUCAUAAUCAGUUGGAGCACCAAACAUUUGUUACCCUUGUUACAUCAGCACACACUAUUUGAUGUUGAUGUAAUGUUGAAUAUUGUCCCUGAUUUGCAGAUAAGCAAUGAGCAUGGGGCAGAAGGUUUCUGGAGGCAUCAAAACAGGAACCAAUCGGGAAUCAAACUAUAAGGCAUUGUGUAAAGAGAACAUGGUGUAUAAUCCUGACUACCAAAAGCCUAGCAGGCUAGACAUGUUACUCGACAUGCCACCACCGCCAAAGGAAGUCCAGGUGGCUCAUUCCUGGAAUCCUGACGAUAGAUCUCUUAAUAUAUUUGUGAAAGAAGAUGACAAGUUAACAUUUCACCGACAUCCUGUUGCACAGAGUACUGACUGUAUCAGGGGUAAAGUUGGCUACACUCGUGGACUCCAUGUUUGGGAGAUAGUUUGGAGCACAAGACAAAGAGGAACUCAUGCAGUUGUUGGUGUAGCCACAGCAGAAUCCCCAUUACAUUGUGUAGGAUAUCAGUCUUUGGUAGGGAGUAACUCUGAAUCAUGGGGUUGGGAUUUAGGAAGAAACAAACUGUAUCAUGAUGGAAAAAAUAAUCCUAUAGGACUAACUUAUCCUAGUCUUUUGAAUUCAGAUGAAAAUUUUGUUGUUCCAGAUAGUUUUCUUGUGGUUUUAGAUAUGGACGAAGGCACUUUAAGCUUUGUGGUAGAUGGACAAUAUUUAGGUGUUGCAUAUCGUAAUUUGAAAGGCAAAAAACUUUAUCCAGUUGUUAGUGCCGUUUGGGGACAUUGUGAAAUUACUAUGAAUUAUAUAGGUGGACUUGACCCUGAACCUCUUCCUUUAAUGGACAUUUGUCGUAGACAGAUUAGACAGCAACUAGGCAAAAAUAGACUGCAUGAGAUACACAAACUUCCAUUACCAAAUACCAUCAAAAAUUAUUUGUUGUAUCAGUCAUAGCGAUUGGUCACAUGUGUUGGCCAUUAUCAUUGGUCAACAAAUUUUUCUCAUUUCUUUGUGUGUCACAUUCAUAACUGUUGUGCAUCAUACCUCAUUGCUGAUGUGUAGAAGGGAGGUAAUUCUGCCAGAGUCAAAGGGAGAUUACUUGUAAGAAUGUUUGUGUGCAAUGGUGCUUCUUUGGUGAUGAUAUUUUUAGUAGAUUAUUCAUACCAUUUGUAAAUCAGAAAAUUCACAGAAGAACAUGUAGAUUCUGUGUUUGAGUGAUCAUUCAGAUAUAGAUACAUUUUAAAGGUGUUCUGACUGAAAUUUUUAUGUCAGUGAAUUAAAUACUAUUUUAGUACAUUCAAUUUUUAAGAAAAUUUUGUUAUUUUCACUAUUGCUUUUAGAGUUAAAAGUCACAUUAUAAACUGUUUUUAUGAACUGUUAACAUUUUUAUGGAUUACUAUGAGCUAAUUUUUAGAAUGAUUGAGUCCUCUUUCAACUUUAACAUGUUAAAAAGUAAUGGUUAAUUUUGUAUUUUACAUGUAUAUUCUUAUAAGACAACUGUUAAAGCUUUGUCUUUGAAGUGCUACAUUUAUUUGAACAUUUACAAUUUUUCUUUGCAAUUUUUUUUAUAAUGUUUUGUAAAAUAUUGUAAAUUAGAAAAAUAGUUAUUUGUCGGUCACUUUUGGUCACCCUUCUAACAUUAUUGUGUGUUUCGUAGUUAAGAGUCAAAUUAUUGAUUAGCUUAUAAAUGAAGUACAUUAAGUUGUUAAAACUUUCAGUAUUUUGCUAAAAAUGUGAAAGGGAAAAAGUACAAUGUACAAGUUUAUUAAAAAAGUAAUAUGUGUAAAGAACAUUUUUUUGAAGAUUUUAACAUGUACUGAAUGAUAAGUGAAUUUUCAAAACCAAUAAAUCAGGGUCCUUGGAGUUAAGGAAUGUCUUUAAACCAUGUGUUAGUGCACUUAUACAUUAAUAAAACCAAUUAGUGCUUAAUGAUUUUAGGACAACAAUUAAAUGAUCAAUACAUGAUAGAAAUUUCAUAAACUACAAGAUGAAUGGAUUGAAUUGAUGCAAAGUACAGCAACAAGUUUUGAAAAGAUAUUUUUUUCACACUGGAAAUGCAUUUUGUGUAGUCAAAACCACCUACAGUAUAAUUGAAUCAAGAUUUAUUCAAUUCUUUAAAGAUUUUAAUGGGGAAAAUUCAAUUGCAUGCCAAUAGUUUAUUGGAAGUGCUUCCCCCAUACAUGUAGUAAUUUCUGGAUUUGCCUGAUUUGGUAAAAAUUUCAAUUAUGCUUUUGCAUGUAUAUACAUGUAUGCCUUUAAAUGUAUGUUUGGCUAACAAAAUUGACAGUCUUGUUAUAGACAGUAUAGUGAAAAAAGACACAAUCCUUUAAGAUGUUUAUUUUAGUGAGGAAUAUGAUAUAACUAAGGAAUAAAGUAUAUGAGUGUUUUAAGAUUUCCUAUGUAUACCUUCUUUGAUUUCUAUGUGCUCAAGAAUGCCUACCCUUAAGUUUAACAAUUGUACUGUUUAAAAACAACUGUCAAACCCUUCUUAUUGAUGUAAAAAGACAAAACAGAUACUUAUCUUCCCCCAUCUCAUUUUAUUAUCAUAAAACCCCAAUCACUGAUGAUUUUUAUUUUCCCUUUAUUGAUGCUCCCUAAUAGUUAUAAGUGAAUUUUUUCUGUGAACAUUCUUUAAAAAUUUCAGAGACACCUAAUUGUACAAUGAACAGUUUUGUUGCAUUUUGUACAAUUUGUAUAGUUCAUAUAAAUAGUCGAAAAUUUAAAUGUUAGUUUAAUAAUCAUUGUUGUAUUUUUAAUGCUAUUUUAUUCUCUAUUAUUUCAGAUGUGAAUAUAUAGGUUUCUUAUUUUCUAAUUGGUACAUUUUUUAGAUAAAUUAUAUUGCUCUAAUUUUUUACCCUGCUUGCUAAAUUAAUGUUACUUUAGUGUACAUGUACAAAGAUUUUUGUGAUAGCUUCGUAAAUUGAGUUGCGUCCCUUUGGAUGUUUGGUUUAUGUGUGAUACAUUUUUAAAGUAUUCCUUAUAUUAUAAACUUAAUUUGUAUAUAAUGGUUAAAAGCCAGAUUGCUUUGUUAUUUAUUGAUAAAUGACCUAGUCAGGGAACUUGUAUGAUAAAAAUGCCUUUUGACUAUAAACUUUUAUACAUGUAAGUAACGCUGACAACAUACUGGCUUAUCAGUAUUGGAAAUAUGCCAGAAGAGGUCCUUAGUUCAAGGGUCAUGAUGUCUCUUACAUGCACCUCUGAAACUUUUCCUAUUUUCAAGCUAUUAGAGUCAUGUUCUUUUACUUUACUUGAAUGUGACUUGAUAUCCAAAGAGUAACUACAAUGUUUGUCAAAUUGGAAUUGAUAAUUCUGCCAUUUCUCUUUAAAAGAUGCAGCCACUUGAUACUUUUUCACAAGAUAGUGCUGUAUGUUGUACAUGUGAAGUAUUGCAUGGAUGCAUGUAAAAAAUCAUAUGUAUAAACUGUGAAAGAAACAUUACAUGAAUACAUGCAAUGUUAUUUGAGUACAUGUCAAGUACUUCAUAUAUAUAUAUGAAAUGUGAAGUAUUACAUGAAUACAUGUGAAGCAUUACAUGAAUACAUGUGAAGCAAUACAUGUGAAGUAUUACAUGAAUACAUGUGAAGCAAUACAUGUGAAGUAUUACAUGAAUACAUGGGAAGCAUAACAUGAAUACCUGUAGUGUACUCCAUAUACAAUGUGAAGUAUUACAUGAAUACAUGGGAAGCAAUACAUGUGAAGUAUUACAUGAAUACAUGUGAAGUAUUGCAUGAAUACAUGUGAAGUAUUACAUGAAUACAUGUGAAGCAUUACAUGAAUACAUGCAGUGUUAUAGGAGUACAUGUCAUAAAAUGUAAAGUAUUACAUGAAUACAUGUGAAGCAUUACUAAGUAUUUCUAGAAUACAUCUGCAGUAAUACUUGAAAUCAUUGCUGGACAUUGUUUUUCAUUAAGCAUUACUAUCAGGGGAUGCAGAAUACUUAACUGAGUGUUACUUUUAGAAAUAGGCUCCUUAUCUCAUAACAGGAAUAAACAUAUCUCCCAUAAAUGUUGAGACGUUUGAUGAUUUUCACCUUAAAAUAUAAUGUAAAAUAUCAGUUAUCACACCUUUCAGGAAACAUUUUAUAAUUACGAAUCCUUGUAAGUACCUUCACUUUUUGUCAACUUUUAUAGCAGAAAAACUUUUGAAGAACUCCUGCUCAUCAUGAAAAGGAUAACAUUGGUUCUGAAACUAUAUAUUGACAUCAUUCAAUCAUGAAGUCCAAGGGCCUUUUAUACUGGUUUGCUGCAACUCAGUAAUACAGUUAGGUAUAAAUGAUAUAUUAUUUGUUACUGAAAAAUAGAAUCAUUUUAAAGGCCAUAUUUACACAAAUCAACUGUCACAUGCAAAAUAAUAGAGGAAUAAGGUAAUGUGGUUGGUUGGAGGAGGGAGGGGGCAAAUCUGCUAACCAUUCAUAUUUAUUGCCAGCUUAAUUAGGAAUUCUCUGAUAUACAGUUACACAUUUUAGAGUAUCAGUCAUGAAGACUUAGACUAAGAAAAAGCUUACAUUUUAUUAAUUAGAAUUUGUAUCUUCUAACAAUACUUGUAUCACAGAUGUUUUUUAAUAGACAUUACUGGGGUAUAUACAUAAUUUAUAAAGGUCAGCAGUGCAAACAUAGACUCCUAUACAUUGUAAAGAAUUAUUAACAUGUUUAUUGCUAUGCUUUGAAUGUUUAUGACUUAAAUUAUACUGUAUUGAUCAGAUAGGUGCCUAUAGAAUCUUAAAAGGGGCACCUGUAAACUAAUUUUAUCUGUUUGGAGCCUGUUCUAUCAUCUAAUUUAUGAUUCUUACAUGGAAUAUUUACUUGAACAAUUUUUGGGCAUUCAAGAUAGUUGUUAGUGAAUUAAGAGAGAAAUUGAGAAGGCAUUUAUUUUGACCAAUAUAAUGACAAAGAGUGUUGCAAAUAAAAUCUACACAUAUCUUUAAUAUGUAUGGUUCAGAUUUUUGAAGAUUUUGAUGAUUUAUUUUGACCAAUAAAAGAAGAAAAAGGUAAACCUACUCAGGUCUGUGUAAUGACCAAGAUCUUAAAUGUUAUAUUUUAUAUAUCCUAGAUAUCAGGUUGUUUAAAUUUAAUGAAGUCAGUAUUUUUAUAUGUAAAAUUGUAGAUCUCUUUUGUGUUUACAUUGAAUGAUUUUAAAUUGUUGCCUGGAUAUUAUAUAUACAGGAAUCAAUUUGGUAUUUUCCUAACCAUUAUUUGCAAAAUUAUAUAUACUUGUCACAUCAGUUUUUUAAGUACAUCUAGAAGUUAUAUGUAAAGAUUUCUCCAAUAAUUGAAUCUGAUUGACAAUGACUUGAACAGAUAAACAUCUUUGAUUAUCUAUUGACCCAAAAGUCAGUAGAGAAGUCAAAUUACCAUGGGCUGGUGCAGUAAUGGUCACUGCACACAUGUGUAAUGAUGCAGAUGACCUCAUGAUAUUAUUUUAUUUAGUUGAGUAACCAUUGAACCUAUACCCCUAAAAUAUCGGUAAAAUUUAUGUUGUGAUAGUUGGGUUUAAGUUGUAUAUCCUAUGGAUGGAGAGAACUUUCACAGCAAAGCCCCUUAACAUUUUUCAAAUGAACAUGCAUGUGGUAUUUGUGAACAGUAUACAAUGGUUUAAAAAGAAUGUUAAUACAUUCACAGCUAUUGAAAAACUGUGUUGUUUGUAGAGUACCAUAUCUUUAAUUUGUCUAUUGUUUGAUAAACAAAAAUGGUGUUCAUGUUUUCUUUCGUCUAGAUAUAGAUAUGCAAAAAUGUAAUAUAAUAUUUGAAAAAAAAGCCUGAAAAAACUUACAGCUUUAAAAAGGCCGUACUUUGUCCUGGAUGGAGAGUUGUCUCAUUGGCACUCAUACCACAUCUUCUUAUAUCUAUAGAUCAUAAGAUGUUUAACAAUCCGUUGCAAUUAUUCAAAUUGUUUUUGUUAUGAAUGAAACUGCCCACAUUUUUUGUAAGCAUGCAGAAUGUUUACAGCCUUUUCAUGAACAAGGGACACAUUAUAUACUUGUAACAAUCAAUAUCAUGAAAAUAGGAAGUUACCAAAUCUUAAAUCAACAGAAAAGAUCUGAAGCUUAAAAUAAAAUAUUUGACUUCAAUCUGUAUGUUUUUUAGAUUGAUUUGUAAUGUUGAGGAAAAUAUUGAUUCAGUUUUAGCUGCUUAUGAAUAUAAGACAUGCAUUUUCUACAAGAGUUUUUUUUUUAAUAAUUCAUGUAAAGAAAUUUUAAAAGAUUGAGGCAAUGAAAAAUAAUUGUGUUUUAGUAAUAGUUCACAUUUUAUAUUUAAUUUACUGGUCUUGGUCAGCUUCAAAGCUAUGCUGGUUGAUGGUCAGUUGCUUAAAGGUUACAAGCAGUCAAGAAUUAAUUGACUGAACAAUUUAUUAAUUAUAUGUGAUUUUAAAAGAUAUUUGAUAAAGACAAUAAGAUGAACUUUUAUGGAUAUUUAUUCAGUUUUCCAUGGAAUUUUUUAAGCAUUUUUGGAACACUGAAUAUAUUCAUCACCUUUUAUAUGUUUGAGCUAUAUUUAGAAUCCACUUUUAAUUUUGCAUGUGACAUUAAUGUGGUCUCUAUUUUUGGUUCACUGGUAAAGUCUAUAUUUUAAUGAUUUAUUUUAAGCAAUCAAAUUUUAAGAUGUAGUAUUUUAAAUAUUAUUUAUUGUAUACAUGGAGUAAAUGUGUUAUGAAAGCUAAAAAAAUCAUGAAUUCAUGUCACAUUUGUGUAUUAUUAAAAAUUUGAAACAUU